Suillus paluster is the source of this 1111-nucleotide messenger RNA. RefSeq names its product FeS cluster assembly scaffold IscU. The transcript is spliced from 4 exons. Gene Ontology annotation, biological process: iron-sulfur cluster assembly; intracellular iron ion homeostasis. The record is from RefSeq and is a predicted model, not a curated record. Gene Ontology annotation, molecular function: ferrous iron binding; 2 iron, 2 sulfur cluster binding. Lineage: Eukaryota; Fungi; Basidiomycota; Agaricomycetes; Boletales; Suillaceae. The coding region runs from base 359 to 919 and encodes 186 amino acids. Gene Ontology annotation, cellular component: mitochondrial matrix; cytoplasm.
CGGAGGCAUUUUUAUGAUGGGCAGUUCAAGACUUCUGUCGUUGCCCCUCCCGGAGAUUAGGAGGGCAGAUCAAAAAUAGGUCUCCGGAGAUACUAUGAGCGUGCUGCGGGCGGAGACCUACAGGCUACGGCCUGCCGCAUCCAUAUUUUCUAUUGGUAACCCGAGGGAAUGCAGGGGUCCUGGGAUACAGCGACGAGCCCAGUCACUCCCGAUCGUGUAAGUCUCUUGGGUGUACAAGUGAUCAGAUAAGCAAAAUCUUUGUCAGAUAAGAUUCCCACUGUGACGUAUUCGAACUCCGAAACCCUUUCUUAGCCCUUCCGAAAUUGCAUCUUCUCGCACUUCUCUUUCAUCGUCCACCAUGUUCCGUUCAGCACUCACAAAGACUAGGCUCAGCACUGUAGCACCAAAGGCUGCAAGAGCUGGUAUUGCACCAGUGCUCGCUCGUGGUUACCAUGAGAACGUUAUUUCGCAUUACGAGAGCCCAAGAAAUGUAGGCUCCCUUCCCAAACAUGACGUUGAUGUUGGUACUGGACUGGUCGGAGCUCCUGCUUGUGGAGACGUCAUGAAACUCCAAAUCCGAGUAGAUGAAAGUGGCAUCAUAAGUGAUGUCAAGUUCAAGACGUUCGGUUGUGGCAGCGCCAUCGCUUCAAGUUCAUAUAUGACGGAGCGUGUUAAGGGUCUUACCCUCGAGGAGGCAGGGAAAAUCAAGAACACUGAGAUUGCCAAGGAAUUGUGUCUUCCUCCUGUGAAGCUUCAUUGCUCAAUGUUGGCAGAGGAUGCUAUUCGUUCCGCUAUUCGGGAUUAUCGGUCAAAGCGGAGUAAGCUGGCCGAAGGUCAGAAAGCGGGCUUCAUCGAUGUGACCCAAAGUGCAGUUACCGGGCAAACUGUGGCCACUGCACAUCCGGGUAUGGCUGCAUAAAUAAAUGUUUUCUCAGGUCGAAGUUUCUCCAGGUGCUUCUCUCAUGCACGUCCCAUCAUUUUACUUGUUUCGCAUAUUCAUGUUCGCAUCAAUUCCUGCAUUUAUGUCCACAUAUUCUCAAAAUGUCCUUACGUCGGAUGAUUAGUUAGCUGUACUACCAUGUCGCAAUGAUAAUUUGCAUUUUAAUGCUAU